CAGAGCCUGAAUUGGAAAUGGUCACCGAAUGCAGCCUGCAGUUGCUGGGGUUUUGAGUUCUCUCUCACACCAGCAAGCCAGCCAGCAGAUGGGGAGAACUGGUGAGGGGCGUUUAGGGGACUUGAGCGGAGGAGCCAAAGAUCGUCUGGAUGAAUUGUCCGCUUUAGUGUCCCCCAGGGAGCCCUGGACAGAGCACAGAGGGCAAGCACGGGCCCAGGGACGGCAGGAACUGUAGGAGUGAGAUGGGUAAUGCAGCUCUCUGCCCGUCUUGUCAUGCGGAUAAGAGCGUAAGAGUACACGGACACAUGCAGGAGUUGGACAGAACCCCAGACUACUAUGGCUGUAACAGCGAGGACACCCAAGAACUUGGGGUGUGGUCUGACAGCAAUGCAAGCUUCCUCCGUGCUGCCAGAGCAGGUAACCUGGACAAAGUAGUGGAAUAUCUGAAGGGGGGCAUAGACAUCAAUACCUGCAAUCAGAAUGGACUCAACGCUCUCCAUUUGGCUGCCAAGGAGGGCCAUGUGGGCCUGGUUCAGGAGCUGCUGGGAAGAGGGUCCUCUGUGGAUUCUGCCACUAAGAAGGGGAACACUGCUCUUCACAUUGCAUCUUUGGCUGGACAAGCAGAAGUUGUCAAAGUUCUUGUUAAGGAAGGAGCCAAUAUUAAUGCACAGUCUCAGAAUGGCUUCACUCCUUUAUACAUGGCUGCCCAAGAGAACCACAUUGAUGUUGUAAAAUAUUUGCUUGAAAAUGGAGCUAAUCAGAGCACUGCUACUGAGGAUGGCUUUACGCCACUAGCUGUGGCACUCCAGCAAGGACACAACCAGGCAGUGGCCAUCCUCUUGGAGAAUGACACCAAAGGGAAAGUGAGGCUGCCGGCUCUGCAUAUCGCAGCGAGGAAAGACGACACCAAAUCUGCCGCACUCCUGCUUCAGAACGAUCACAACGCUGACGUACAAUCCAAGAGUGGUUUUACCCCUUUGCACAUUGCCGCCCACUAUGGAAAUGUCAACGUGGCAACUCUUCUUCUAAACCGGGGAGCUGCUGUGGACUUCACAGCGAGGAAUGGAAUCACCCCUCUGCAUGUGGCUUCCAAAAGGGGAAACACAAAUAUGGUGAAGCUCUUACUGGAUCGUGGUGGUCAGAUCGAUGCCAAAACUAGGGAUGGGUUGACACCCCUUCACUGUGCUGCAAGAAGUGGACAUGACCAAGUGGUAGAACUUCUGUUGGAACGGGGUGCUCCCUUGCUGGCAAGGACUAAGAACGGGCUGUCUCCACUUCACAUGGCUGCACAGGGGGACCAUGUGGAAUGUGUGAAGCACCUGUUACAGCACAAGGCGCCUGUUGACGAUGUCACCCUAGACUACCUGACGGCCCUCCACGUUGCUGCACACUGUGGCCACUACCGUGUCACCAAACUCCUUCUGGACAAAAGAGCCAAUCCAAACGCCAGAGCUCUGAAUGGUUUUACUCCACUGCACAUUGCCUGCAAGAAAAACCGCAUCAAAGUCAUGGAACUGCUGGUGAAAUAUGGGGCUUCAAUCCAAGCUAUCACAGAGUCUGGCCUCACACCAAUACAUGUGGCUGCCUUCAUGGGCCACUUGAACAUUGUCCUCCUUCUGCUGCAGAACGGAGCCUCUCCAGAUGUCACUAACAUUCGUGGGGAGACUGCAUUGCACAUGGCAGCCCGGGCAGGGCAGGUGGAAGUGGUCCGAUGCCUCCUGAGAAAUGGUGCCCUUGUCGAUGCCAGAGCCAGGGAGGAACAGACGCCUUUGCACAUUGCCUCUCGCCUUGGUAAGACAGAAAUUGUCCAGCUGCUUCUACAACAUAUGGCUCAUCCAGAUGCAGCCACAACAAAUGGGUACACGCCCCUGCACAUCUCUGCCAGGGAAGGCCAGGUAGAUGUGGCAUCAGUCCUCUUGGAAGCAGGAGCAGCCCACUCUUUAGCUACCAAGAAAGGUUUCACUCCCCUGCAUGUAGCAGCCAAGUAUGGAAGCCUGGAUGUGGCAAAACUCCUCUUGCAACGCCGUGCUGCCGCAGAUUCUGCAGGGAAGAAUGGCCUUACCCCACUCCAUGUUGCUGCUCAUUAUGACAACCAGAAGGUGGCACUGCUGUUACUGGAGAAGGGUGCUUCCCCUCAUGCCACUGCCAAGAAUGGCUAUACUCCUUUACAUAUUGCUGCCAAGAAGAAUCAAAUGCAGAUCGCUUCCACACUCCUGAACUAUGGAGCAGAGACUAACAUUGUAACAAAGCAAGGAGUAACCCCACUCCAUCUGGCCUCACAGGAGGGGCACACGGAUAUGGUCACCUUGCUUCUGGAUAAGGGAGCCAAUAUUCACAUGUCAACCAAGAGUGGACUCACAUCUUUACACCUUGCAGCCCAGGAAGAUAAAGUGAAUGUUGCUGACAUUCUUACUAAGCAUGGGGCUGACCAGGAUGCUCACACAAAGCUUGGUUACACUCCUUUAAUUGUGGCCUGUCACUAUGGAAAUGUGAAAAUGGUCAACUUUCUUCUGAAGCAGGGUGCGAAUGUCAACGCAAAAACCAAGAACGGCUACACGCCUUUGCACCAGGCCGCCCAGCAGGGCCACACGCACAUCAUCAACGUCCUGCUGCAGCACGGGGCCAAGCCCAACGCCACGACCGCGAAUGGCAACACUGCCUUGGCGAUUGCUAAGCGUCUGGGCUACAUCUCCGUGGUCGACACCCUGAAGGUUGUAACGGAGGAGGUCACCACCACCACCACGACUAUUACGGAAAAACACAAGCUAAAUGUUCCUGAGACGAUGACUGAGGUUCUUGAUGUUUCUGAUGAAGAGGGUGAUGACACAAUGACAGGUGAUGGAGGAGAAUACCUAAGGCCCGAGGAUCUGAAAGAGCUGGGUGAUGACUCUCUACCCAGCAGCCAGUUCCUGGAUGGUAUGAAUUACCUGCGAUACAGCUUGGAGGGAGCCCGCUCAGACAGCCUUCGAUCCUUCAGUUCCGACAGGUCUCACACCCUGAGCCAUGCCUCUUACCUGAGGGACAGUGCCAUGAUUGACGACACGGUUGUCAUCCCCAGUCACCAGGUGUCAACUCUAGCCAAGGAAGCAGAAAGGAAUUCUUAUCGUCUCAGCUGGGGCACUGAGAACUUAGACAACGUGGCUCUUUCUUCCAGCCCUAUUCAUUCAGGUUUCCUGGUUAGUUUUAUGGUGGAUGCCCGAGGUGGUGCGAUGAGAGGGUGCAGACACAAUGGGCUCCGUAUCAUUAUUCCACCUCGGAAAUGUACUGCCCCAACUCGAGUCACCUGCCGUCUUGUCAAACGUCAUAGACUGGCGACAAUGCCUCCAAUGGUGGAAGGAGAAGGCCUGGCCAGUCGUCUGAUCGAAGUCGGACCUUCUGGUGCUCAGUUCCUUGGUAAACUUCACCUGCCAACGGCCCCUCCCCCACUUAAUGAGGGAGAAAGUUUGGUCAGCCGCAUCCUUCAGCUGGGGCCUCCUGGAACCAAAUUCCUUGGGCCUGUGAUUGUGGAGAUUCCUCAUUUUGCUGCCCUUCGAGGAAAGGAGAGGGAACUGGUGGUCCUGCGCAGUGAGAAUGGGGACAGCUGGAAAGAGCAUUACUGCGAAUACACCGAAGACGAAUUGAAUGAAAUCCUUAAUGGCAUGGAUGAAGUGCUGGAUAGUCCGGAAGACCUAGAAAAGAAACGGAUCUGUCGCAUCAUCACCCGCGACUUCCCGCAGUACUUUGCAGUGGUGUCUCGGAUCAAACAGGACAGCAACCUGAUUGGCCCCGAGGGGGGCGUGCUGAGCAGCACAGUGGUGCCCCAGGUGCAGGCCGUCUUCCCAGAGGGGGCGCUAACCAAGAGGAUCCGUGUAGGCCUACAGGCUCAACCUAUGCACAGUGAGCUGGUUAAGAAGAUUCUAGGCAACAAAGCUACCUUCAGCCCUAUAGUCACUUUGGAACCUAGAAGAAGAAAAUUCCACAAGCCAAUUACCAUGACCAUUCCUGUCCCCAAAGCUUCAAGUGAUGUCAUGUUGAAUGGUUUUGGGGGAGAUGCACCAACCUUAAGAUUACUAUGCAGCAUAACAGGUGGAACCACCCCUGCACAAUGGGAAGAUAUUACAGGAACUACGCCAUUAACAUUUGUCAAUGAAUGUGUUUCCUUUACAACCAAUGUGUCUGCCAGGUUCUGGCUGAUAGAUUGUCGGCAAAUCCAGGAAUCUGUUACCUUUGCAUCACAAGUGUAUAGAGAAAUUAUCUGUGUACCAUAUAUGGCCAAAUUUGUUGUGUUUGCCAAGUCACAUGACCCCAUUGAAGCCAGGUUGAGAUGUUUCUGCAUGACUGAUGAUAAGGUGGAUAAGACCCUUGAACAACAAGAAAAUUUUGCUGAGGUGGCCAGAAGCAGGGAUGUAGAGGUACUAGAAGGAAAACCAAUCUAUGUUGAUUGUUUUGGCAACCUGGUGCCAUUAACCAAGAGUGGCCAACAUCAUAUAUUCAGUUUUUUUGCCUUUAAAGAAAACCGACUUCCUCUCUUUGUCAAGGUACGUGAUACGACUCAGGAACCUUGCGGGCGACUAUCAUUUAUGAAAGAGCCCAAAUCCACAAGAGGCCUGGUGCAUCAAGCUAUUUGCAACUUAAACAUCACCCUGCCAAUUUAUACAAAGGAAUCAGAGUCAGAUCAAGAACAGGAGGAAGAGAUCGAUAUGACAUCAGAAAAAAAUGAUGAGACAGAAUCUACAGAAACAUCUGUCCUGAAAAGUCAUCUGGUUAAUGAAGUUCCUGUCCUAGCCAGUCCGGACUUGCUCUCUGAAGUUUCUGAGAUGAAACAAGAUUUGAUCAAAAUGACCGCCAUCUUGACCACAGAUGUGUCUGAUAGGGCAGGUUCUAUCAAAGUGAAGGAGCUGGUGAAGGCUGCUGAGGAAGAGCCAGGAGAGCCUUUUGAAAUUGUUGAAAGAGUUAAAGAGGACUUAGAGAAAGUGAAUGAAAUCCUGAGAAGUGGAACCUGCACGAGAGAUGAAGGCAGUGUGCCGAGGUCUCAGUCGGAGAGAGAAUUAGUGGAAGAGGAAUGGGUAAUUGUCAGUGAUAAGGAAAUAGAGGAGGCUAAGCUAAAGGCACCCUUAGAAAUCACCGAAUACCCGUGUGUAGAAGUUAGGAUAGAUAAAGAGGGUGACGUAAAAGUAGAGAAAGACUCAACUGGGCUAGUGAACUACCUUACUGAGGAUCUAAAGUCGUAUGUGUCUCCUCAUGAAAAGAAACAGCAGACAGCUCAAGAGAUAGCAGGGGAGAAAUGUGAGGCCCUGGCUGUGGGCAGGGGCUCUGAAAAUGAAGGGAAAGACACACCCUCCGGUGAGACACAGAGUGCACAGAAACAACACAAACCAAGCCUGGGCAUAAAGAAGCCAGUGAGAAGGAAAUUAAAAGAAAAACAGAAACAAAAAGAGGAAAGCGUACAAGGUAGUACAGAAAAAAGUGAACUUAAAAAAUGUAGUUCCGAAGAGUCAUUAGAUGAAGACACCGGUUUAGCCCCUGAGCCUCUUCCCACCGUAAAGGCCACUUCACCUUUGAUAGAAGAGACUCCCAUUGGUUCCAUAAAGGACAAAGUAAAGGCCCUUCAGAAACGAGUGGAAGAUGAACAAAAAGGUCGAAGCAAGUUGCCUGUCCGCGUCAAAGGCAAAGAGGAUGUGCCAAAAAAGAUAACCCACAGGACACAUCCAGCUGUAUCACCCUCUCCGAAGUCAGAGAGGCAUGGACCAGCAUCACCCUCUUCUAAAACAGAAAGACACUCUUCUCUUUCUGCCUCUACAAAAACUGAAAGGCAUCCUCCAAUAUCACCAUCAAGUAAAACUGAGAAACACUCCCCUGUGUCUCCCUCUGCAAAAACUGAAAGGCACUCACCUGUGUCAUCAUCAAGUAAAACUGAGAAACACUCACCUGUGUCACCCUCGACAAAAACUGAAAGACACUCCCCUGUGUCAUCUACAAAAACAGAGAGACACCCACCUGUUUCACCUUCAGGUAAAAUGGACAAACGCCCACCUGUAUCGCCUUCUGGGAGAACAGAGAAACAUGCCCCAGUAUCACCCGGGAGAACAGAAAAACGCUUGCCUGUAUCACCAGCUGGAAGAAUGGAAAAGCAUCCACCUGUAUCAACCUCUGGGAAAACUGAGAAACACUUGCCUGUGUCGCCUUCUGGGAAAACAGAAAAGCAACCACCUGUAUCCCCCACCUCAAAAACAGAAAGAAUCGAGGAGACCAUGUCUGUUCGGGAGUUGAUGAAGGCUUUCCAGUCAGGUCAGGACCCAUCUAAACAUAAGACUGGACUCUUUGAGCACAAAUCCGCAAAACAAAAGCAGCCACAAGAAAAAGGCAAAGUUCGGGUAGAAAAAGAAAAGGGGCAGAUGCCAACCCAGAGAGAAACACAGAAAACAGAGAGUCACACAGUCAAACGAGGUCAGAGAUUUGUGGUAACGGGAGUUACCGAAUCCAAAAGAGUGGUCCGUGCUUCCUCCAUAGGGCUUAAGAGAGAAGAGGUAGCUGUAGAGAAGGAGAAACUUCUUGGCCACAAAACACCUGAACCUGUUCAGUCAGCACCAGAAGAAGAAAGCCAUAAAGAGAGCAAAGUCCCCAAAGAAAAGCUGGCUGAUGAACAGGGAGACCUGGAUCUCCAGAUCAGCCCAGACAGGAAGACCUCCACUGACUUUUCUGAUGUCAUUAAGCAAGAAUUGGAAGACAAUGACAAAUACCAACAGUUCCGAAUGAGUGAGGAGACUGAAGAAGUACAGCUUCACCUAGACCAAGUGCUCACUAGUCCUUUCAAUACAACAUUUCCACUAGAUUACAUGAAAGAUGAAUUUCUUCCAGCUCUGUCUUUACAAAGUGGUGCUUUGGAUGGCAGUUCUGAGAGCCUAAAGCCUGAAGGGGUGGCAGGUUCUCCAUGUGGCAGCCUGAUGGAAGGGACCCCUCAGAUUAGUUCAGAAGAAAGCUACAAGCACGAGGGCCUAGCAGAGACCCCUGAGACAAGCCCAGAAAGCCUUUCUUUCUCACCAAAGAAAAAUGAGGAGCAAAUUGGGGAAAUAAGCGAACCUACCAAGUUAGAAGCACCAACAGAAAUUCGUUCUGAAAAAGAACAUCCCUCAAUAAAAGACAUUACUGAUGGUUCUGAAGAGCAAGGUGCUCUAGUCACUGAAGGCACAGAGCCCUCAGCUGAGUGUUUGCUGAAGGAGACCACCCUAGAGCCUUCCAAAGACACACGCCCCAAACAAGAAGAUGAUUCCCUUGGCAGCUGUAGUGUGUUAGCAAAAGAAACACCCAAAGAAUUGCCUGAGGAAGCAUCCUCUGAUGAGGGUCAACUUACAUAUGGUGGUUCAGCCCACAAGACACAAACUGAUACUGAAGCUCAGAAAUCCACAACCACCGAGCCCUCAGAUGAGACCAAGUCCUCUCCACUGCCUGAUGCUUCUGUAAAGACAGGCACAGGGGCUGAAUCAAAGCCCCAGGGAGUAGCUAGAAGUCCCCAAGGGUUAGAACUUGCACUCCCUAGCCGAGGUAGUGAGGUCCUCAGCCCUGGUGCUGAUGAAUCAUUUGCAGUGAGCCACAGAGACUCCCUGGAAGCCAGCCCUGUGCUAGAGGAUAACUCCUCACACAAAACUCCAGAUUCUCUGGAGCCAAGUCCUCUGAAAGAAUCCCCUUGCCGUGACUCUCUUGAAAGCAGUCCUGUGGAACCAAAGAUGAAGGCUGGAGUUCUCCCAAGUCACUUUCCUCUUCCUGCAGCCGUAGCCAAAACAGAAAUCUUCACGGAAGUGGCCUCGAUGCGGUCCCGGCUGCUCCGAGACCCAGACGGCAGUGCUGAAGACGACAGUCUUGAGCAGACAUCACUGGUAGAGAGCUCAGGGAAGAGCCCCCUUUCUCCUGACACCCCCAGCUCUGAAGAAAUUAGCUAUGAGGUUACACCCAAAGCCACAGAUACAAGCACACCCAAACCAGCUGUAAUUCAUGAAUGUGCAGAGGAGGAUGACUUGGAAAAUGGGGAGAAAAAGAGAUUCACACCUGAAGAGGAAAUGUUUAAAAUGGUAACCAAAGUCAAAACAUUUGAUGAACUUGAACAAGAAGCAAAGCAGAAAAGGGACUACAGAAAAGAACCCAAGCAAGAAGAAUCUUCUUCAUCCUCUGACCCAGAUGCUGACUGUUUAGCAGGUGUGGAUGAACCAAAACAUAUGGAGAGUGUAGAGGAUGAAAGCAAUGUCCCUGUGGUAGUAACAUCAGAGAGCAGAAAGGCCUCUUCCUCCUCAGAAAGUGAACCUGAAUUGGCACAGCUGAAACAAGGUGCUGACUCAGGCCUCAUACCAGAGCCAGUUAUUCGAGUGCAGCCUCCUUCCCCACUUCCAUCCAGCAUAGACUCCAAUUCUAGUCCUGAAGAAGUACAGUUUCAACCUAUUGUUUCCAAACAAUAUACUUUCAAGAUGAAUGAAGAUACUCAGGAAGAAUCAGGUAAAUCAGAGGAAGAAAAAGAUCAUGAACCCCACAUACCUGAAGACAGUCAUACCAUUUCUUCCAGUGGCCCAGAUACAUCUUAUGAUCUGAACAGAUGUGCUGAUCAACCAGAAGUCUGUGAUGGCCGUGGGUGUGAGGCUGGGAGUCCUAGCGGCUCAGUAACUCCUGUAUCUUCAGGUCUCCGCAGCCCCACUGGAGGAGAAAUCAAUGAGCAGCUAGUUAUCCAUAAAGAAUCAUUACCUCUCCAAGACACUGAUGACAAAAACACAGAAGGAGAAGAGCUUAAUGUUUCUAGAGUGGAAUCUCUACAAGUAGAUUACCCCAGUGAAAGCUCUUCAUCUUUGUCCUCUUUUCCUCAUUGUCCAGCAUCUGAAGGAAAAGAAUUAGAUGAAGACAUCGCCUCUCCAUCUUCUUCAAAAAUGGAAGACACCAAAACUGACCAAGAAUUUGAGAACUCACCAAAGGACUAUUCCACUCAAGACUCGUCGAUUACUACUCAAACCGAUAAAUUGUCCAUGGAUGUUCCUGUGUCUGACCCAGCUGAGACUGAUGAAAUCUACGAUCCUCAAAUAAUAAGCCCUUAUGAAAAUGUUCCUUCCCAAUCUUUUUUCUCCAGUGAAGAAAGCAAAACCCAAACAGAUGCAGGACACACAAGUUUUCACUCUUCUGAAGUGUAUUCUGUUCCCAUCAAAUCCUCUGUCGAAGAUGUAGUGGUAACAAGCUCCUCCAGUGGAACUAUUUCAAGUGAAGAAUCUAAUUUUGAGAACCAAAAUAUGGAAAAAGAAUCCAAACAAGAAAGCACCUUGUGGGAACCGCAAUCAGAGAAAGGCCCCUCAUCUUUAGAGCCUUCUAUACCAAAUACAGCAGCAGUCGUUGGUGAACAAAUUAGCAAAGUCAUCAUCACAAAAACCGAUGUGGAUUCUGAUUCCUGGAGUGAAAUCCGUGAGGAUGAUGAAGCCUUUGAAGCUCGAGUGAAAGAGGAAGAGCAGAAGAUAUUUGGUUUGAUGGUAGACAGACAGUCACAGGGCACCACCCCUGACACCACUCCUGCAAGGACCCCAACUGAAGAGGGGACUCCAACCAGUGAGCAAAAUCCAUUUCUCUUUCAGGAAGGAAAAUUGUUUGAGAUGACCCGAAGUGGUGCCAUUGAUAUGACCAAAAGGUCCUAUGCAGAUGAAAGUUUUCACUUUUUCCAAAUUGGGCAAGAAUCCAGGGAAGAGACUCUCUCUGAAGACAUGAAAGAAGGGAGUCCUGCGGCUGAGCCCCCACAACGGGAGACAUCAGCUGAGUCACUAGCUCUCUCGGAAUCAAAAGAAACAGUGAGUGAUGAAGCAGACUUACUUCCAGAUGACCUGAGUGAGGAAGUAGAGGAAAUACCUGCUUCAGAUGUUCAACUUAACUCCCACAUGGGGAAUUCAGCCUCCACUGAAAUAUCAACAGAAGAGGCUCCUUCUGCAGGAGCCAAGGACCUCCCCACCAUGCAUAUGGGGGAUAUGCCUCCUAAGUCCAGUGUGAAACGUACAUCUUGCCAUGACUCCCCUGAACCAGUCAUACAAGUUCAGUUAGAUUUUUCCACAGUUACUAGGUCUGUAUAUUCAGAUCGGGAUGAUGAUUCUCCUGAUUCUUCCCCAGAGGAACAGAAAUCAGUAAUUGAAAUCCCUACUGCACCCAUGGAGAAUGUGCCUUCUACUGAAAGCAAAUCCAAAAUUCCUGUAAGGACUAUACCCACGUCAGCCACAGAGCCUCCAUCUGUGGAGUAUGAGAAUUCCCUUUCUGAAGAUUUUUUACCCAGCCUGGAUGAGGAAAGUAAAGAGGAUGAAACGAAACCAAAGUCUAAAAUCCCCGUGAAAGCACCUGUCCAAAGAGUAGAGCAGCAGCUUUCGCAUCUAGAUUCAUGUCUCCAGAAAACAGUGGCUCCUCAGGGUCAGGACAUGACAAGCAGAGCACCAGAUAGUAGAAGCAAAUCUGAAUCUGAUGCCAGUCCUUUGGACUCAAAGACCAAAUGUCCAGUAAAAACUGAAAGUUACACUGAGGCAGAAACAGAAAGCAGAGAGAGGGCAGAGGAGCUUGAGUUAGAAUCAGAAGAGGGGGCCGCAAGACCAAAGAUAUUUACAUCCCGAUUGCCAGUUAAGAGCAAAAGCACCACAUCUUCCUGCAAGGGGGCCGUGAGCCCCACAAAAGAAAGUAAGGAGCAUUUCUUUGACCUUUAUAGGAACUCCAUAGAAUUCUUUGAGGAGAUUAGUGACGAGGCUUCAAAGUUAGUAGACAGACUUACCCAGUCAGAAAGGGAACAAGAAUUAGUGUCAGAUGAUGAAAGUAGUAGUGCCCUGGAAGUUUCAGUAAUUGAAAAUCUGCCACCUGUUGAGAACGAGCAUUCAAUUCCUGAGGACAUCUUUGACACAAGGCCCAUUUGGGAUGAGUCCAUUGAGACUCUGAUUGAACGCAUCCCUGAUGAAAAUGGCCAUGACCAUGCUGAAGAUCAACAGGAUGAGCAGGAACGGAUCGAGGAAAGGCUGGCUUAUAUUGCUGAUCACCUUGGCUUCAGCUGGACAGAAUUAGCAAGAGAACUGGAUUUCACUGAGGAGCAAAUUCAUCAAAUUCGAAUUGAGAAUCCUAACUCCCUCCAAGACCAGAGUCAUGCGCUAUUGAAGUACUGGCUGGAAAGGGAUGGGAAACAUGCUACAGAUACAAGUCUCAUUGAAUGUCUCACCAAGAUCAACCGAAUGGAUAUUGUUCAUCUCAUGGAGGCCAGCACAGAGCCUCUCCAGGAGCGCAUCAGUCAUAGCUAUGCAGAAAUUGAACAGACAAUUGCACUGGAUCAUAGUGAAGGGUUCUCAGUACUUCAAGAGGAGCUAUGCAGUGCCCAGCACAAGCAGAAAGAGGAGCAAGCUGCUUCUAAAGAAAACGAGUCCUGUGAUCACCCUCCCAUUGUCUCAGAGGAAGACAUUUCUGUCGGUUAUUCUACUUUUCAGGAUUGCAUCCCCAAAACUGAGGGGGACAGCUCAGCAACAGAGCUCUUUCCCCACACUCACAAGGAGCAAGUUCAACAGGAUUUCUCAGGGAAAAUGCAAGACCUGCCUGAAGAGUCAUCUCUUGAAUGUCAGCAGGAGUACUUUGUGACAACCCCAGGGACAGAAGUGUCGGAGACUCAAAAGCCUACGGCUAUAUCUGGCUCUCAAAGCAAGACACCUGAGGAAAUCAGUACACCUCCCGAGGAGGAGAGGCCACACUUCCAGACUCCAACAUCUAGUGAGCAGGGCGACUCUCCCAUUGUACAGGAACCGGAAGAGCCCCCAGAACAUAAGGAGGAGAGUUCUCAGAAAACUAGCCUUGUGAUAGUGGAGUCUGCUGAUGACCAGCCACAGGCCCUUGAAAGAUUCGAUGACGAUGCAGCUUUCCAUAAGGAGCUAACAGAGGAAUUAGGUGAGCUGGAGGCCAGCUCAGAUGAGGAGGCGAUGGUAACUACCAGGGUUGUCCGCCGACGAGUGAUUAUUCAGGGAGAUGAUAUGCCUGACAUACCCCCAGAAACAGUCACAGAAGAAGAAUACAUUGAUGAGCAUGGACACACUGUGGUAAAGAAGGUCACUAGGAAAAUCAUUAGGCGGUACGUAGCCUCUGAUGGCACAGAGAAAGAAGAGGUUACAAUGCAGGGAAUGGCACAGGGACCCAUCAGCAUUGAGGAAGGAGAUGGCUAUUCCAAAGUCAUGAAGCGCAUUGUAUUAAAGAGUGACACUGAACAGUCAGAGGUAACUUUGUCUGAGCCCAGCAUUUUGUCCAGUACCUCACAAUUUCAGGCUGAACCAGUGGAAGGCCGUAGAGUCAGCAAAGUUGUUAAAACAACUAUGGUACAUGGAGAAAGGAUGGAGAAACAUCUGGGUGAUUCUAGUUUAGCCACUGAUCUUCCUUCAGCCAAAGAUGACUUUGAAGAGGCUUUGAGCUAUACAGGUAGCCACAUGAAAGUGCACUUACCCAGUUUAGUAGAGAAUGAGAUUCUGAAAGAGGAUGGAUCAGUAAUUAAAAGGACGACAAUGAGUAAAGCCAGUACACAGAAGAGGGCUGUGGUGAAGGACCAGCAUGGAAAACACAUUUACUUGGAGCACCUGGAGGAUGUACCAGAAGCACUAGACCAAGAUGACCUCCAGCGCGACCUCCAGCAACUCCUUCGGCAUUUCUGCAAGGAGGACUCGAAGCAAGAGGCCAAAUGAGGGGCUGCCCUGUCCUCACACCAGAAACCACACAUCCACUCGAUAUGCAACUUCCCGUUUCACUAGCAGAGCGACCUAAUGGGAUACCCUGACACUUCCACUUUUAGCAAAAACACUGCAUUUUGUUUUAGUUUUUCCCCAUCCUCUUUAACUGUAAGCUAAUUUGUGACCAAAGAUAGCAUCCUUCAGUCUGGAUGCUGUAUCCACUACUUUGUUGUGUCUGUGCUAAACUGGAAACUGGCCACCUCCGUCGUUCUUUGCUUCUGCACAAGCUCCAUGAAAAUCCAUCGAUCAGAAGAACUUCACCUACAGACCUCUUCAAGUGUUGAUGUAUAGGAAUCCUUCCAAGGGAUAUCCUUGUACAAUGUAUAUAGCUAAAAUGCUCAGAUGAACAACAUAUUAAAAUUAAAACCACUGCCUAUCAUAACUACACUGGGCAUCAUGGAAAUAAAAGGCCUCUAGAAAUUGCUGAACAAUGGUUAAUUAAGAUAUUGCUAACACAAUCGAAUGAUAAUACAGUUCUGCAAAAGAAGCACUUCAGACCUACCAUGUCCUUAGACCUUCCAGAGUAGCCAUUGCUCCUAGUUAAAGAUGGGUUAAUGACCUCAAGGGACUAUCCUAACUAAGCACUUAUUGCUGGUGCUGGCCAGCCUUGAUUUAUGAUUCUCCAACAGCCACUCUGAGGGAGGGGAGAAGGGGAGCAGAAGGCAAAAGGAGUGAAACAAUGAGGUAUUCAGCUGCUAGCAGCUACAUCCUGUGGCGUUCUAGCAUCUUCAGGUCUUUUGGAUUUUGGACACAUUGGCAGGGUAUUUUAAAAGCUAUAACUACUGUACUUUUCCAGUUUUCAUUGCUGCUUUAGCAAACCACGCUGUCUUAUUGGUGGUACUUUCUUCUGGCCACUGCACUGUAGAUAAUUCAUUGGAAACAAGAUUUACCCACUACGCAAAAGGUUAAACUCCUUCACCAUGCUGGAGUGUUUUUUCCCCCCCCUCCAGGUUUAUAUCUUCUCUAAUACCUGCAUGUAGCAUUUAAAAAUCAAAACCACAGUCAAAACUUCUCUUCUAAUCACACUGAUGGUUUUCAUUCUUCUGACCCUGAGCAAGCACUUUUCACUUUUCAGCUAGGUCUGUUUUUUAGCUUGCAGACAAGGUUGAGAAAUCCUUACAAAUUGGGUUUUGGUUAAAAUUUUUGAUUUAUUUAUUUGAAAUCCAAACUCCCUUGGAAACUCUUAAGUGCAUUUGUGCACUUUUUUGUUUGUUUCAAAGAAGGAACUUUAAUCAUCUGAGUGAUUUCCAUGUCCUAAUUCCUUAUUCCUCUAGUGGUUGAAGCUGUGUAGCAUUUUAACAUAUAUAUAUAUUCACAAAUAUAUUCAUAUAAACAGUAUACAUUUUGAAUCAGUUAUUUGUUAAAGAAAAGUAUAUUCGAUGAAGAUGAAAUUAAAAAAAAAAAAAAGAGUCUAUCCUCCAGGGAUUGAACAUUUUCCAAUUCUAUCUGGUCUUUUCCUGUUGUGCAAAAAUGACUCAUUGCUCCGAAUGUCAAAAACAAAAGUGACAAACAAUGGCACUUCAUCAUUUCAAGUAGUGUUGCCAAGGGCGCAAAUUUCCUGGGAGGGAGAUUUCCCAUAAGCCAAAUCUCUUAAGCCUCAAAUGCUAGCACUUUUUGGCAGUUGGAUAGGAAAUAAAGCUUUUUUGGCAGCCAAAAUGAGAGAGGCUGAUGGUGAAACUUUUUGAGACACACCAUGGCCUUCUUGUCAGAACCUUCACUGGAGCUCAAGAAAAGCAUUUCUGUUGUGUUAUUUGCAGUGCAGAUGAUGUCUGUGUAACAACAUAAUGGUUAUUCACCUUUUUUUGGUUUUGAUUUUUGCUGUGUAAUCAAAAAACUUGAAUACUGUGAGAAGAAGUGAAUUUUCAGUUGAUGAAUCAGCAUCUUGUUCCCAUGGUGAUAACACUAAUUGAAUAUAUCUAUGAGGGCAUGUAUUAGUUAAUGGAAAAAAAAAAUACAACACUAACAAUACAUAGCUGCAAAUGUGUACAAUGGCUGAUUUAAUUAAAUAAAAUGUACAAGUGUUAAAUGUG
Panthera uncia (snow leopard) is the source of this 14746-nucleotide messenger RNA. RefSeq names its product ankyrin 2 (gene ANK2). Gene Ontology annotation, cellular component: T-tubule. The coding region runs from base 243 to 12671 and encodes 4142 amino acids. The transcript is spliced from 48 exons. Gene Ontology annotation, molecular function: protein binding. NCBI's taxonomy places the organism in Eukaryota, Metazoa, Chordata, Mammalia, Carnivora, Felidae. Gene Ontology annotation, biological process: protein localization to T-tubule; regulation of cardiac muscle contraction; signal transduction. The record is from RefSeq and is a predicted model, not a curated record.